CUCCUUAGCAACGAUGCUGAAGCUAGUUUACGAUUAGAGUUGUCGAGUAAAAGGCUAAUUUCACCCUUUUUUUCCUGUACCACCUUAGAUAUCUGCGCUAAAACGUUUAUAAUAACCAAACUAGACAAAUUUGUACUAAACUAAUAAUAGAUUAAUAUUUUAAAAAAUCUGUUUGCUAUUAGACAAACUUUCUGUCUUAUUUGGGAAAGUUGUAUUGGUCCGUUUUAUUUCUUUUUUCAUUAAAAACACAUAAAUCGCUUAGAAUAAAAUCUAGCUUGAAAUGUAAAACAGAAAAAAGUAGUUGUUUUACCUAUUGUGAGUUUUUCGGAUGUGCUCUAGAUACAAAAAAAGCUUUUAAAGUUGUCUGUUUUUUAACUUUCUUAACAUAUUUUUUAAAUCAGUGUUUAAACUAUUUAAAUUUAGUCCGAAAAGUACCAGAAGUCAUUUAAGGUAGUCCGGAUUCAUAAAAGGUGAAUUAGCGCUUCACCUAUAUUUGGAAUCGGAAGCGUACUUCAGCGUCGUUCCUUAGCAUGACUGUGUGUUGUCUCGGCACUACAGUUGCUCUGUUAGCUCCGCGGUGUUUCACCAGCUGUUGUCAUAGCACCGGGGCCACCGAUCAACUGUAAAUAUCUCAGUAUUGUUUCCUGCUCUCUUUAGAUGUGUUAGCAUGACUCUGGCUACAGCUAGCAGCGUGGCUCCGUGUGUGUGUUUGUUGUGUCUUCUGCUAAGAAAUUAAUUACAGUCAUCUCGGGUUCGGCGACUGUCUUCCAGGCUGCCAGUCGUGACAUUACUUCGACUUUUCAAAGCCUGGAACCUCUCAGGGGCGGGAAACCGCCUUUAAAUUAACUUAACGCUUAUUCUAAUUUACAACAGCAUCAUUUAUCUCCUUUUCUCAGAGUUUAAGUGCAGUUCCCUCGCUAACUAUGAUAAAUUGUGUCAGAGUGAGGCUGAAAAUAUUUUUUUAAACAAGUUAGUACACUUAAGUUUAUAGGAAAGUUUAAAUAUAUACAUAAAAACAUUAUAAAACCACAAAAACGAUUUUAUUUUGAAACUUUUGCACAGCUGUUUAAGUUUUUAUCGCGAUAUCUGGAGCGGCGAUAUUGGAAACCCUCCCUGUUUGGCCCUUUUAAACUUCCCCGGGUCCAUUUAAAUGAAAAAUGAAUAUUGUCUGAGUGAGUUAUCUCUGCAGACUAAUAACAGUGAAACGAAAGCAAAAUCAAGCGGCUAUAAUAAGUUUCUCUAAGGGUUUUUAAAGCCUCGUCUGGCUUGUUCCCAUUGUUUCCUGCAUUUCUGUUCCUGGGUUUUCCAAAAGGUUUGAACUUGGGUGUGUGUGGGGGUGCAUGCUCAGAUAGAUUAAUGAAUAAAUGAAUGAGUGAAUGAAUACAAGACGAGGCGCAGCGGCGCUGAACCGUAAAAAAGUGGGAAACAAUAUCAGCUGCGUGCGUCUGUCAGUUGCAGAAUGUGCUGUGUGGGUCUUUGUUUAUAGUGGGGAGGACAGACAGAGACAGGGGUGCGUUUAAAAUAUUCAAAACUCUUUUUGGGGGGGGGGGGGGUGUUUGGGGUUCCCCUGAAUCUUUAUUAUUCCUUUGUUUUUGUAAAACUUUCUGUUUCCCUGAUAGCGGUGGGUGAGGAAGAAGUCCCCAUAUAACGGUGACACAAAUCAGCAUCCCACUGCAUUUGGUAUUUCUCUUUUUCCCCCCAGAGAGCAAAAGGAAAAAGAGGAAGGGGGAGAAGGAGAGACAAAGUUGUUGAGUGUUGGUAGAAUGAAAGAGGAGUCUGGUGGCAGGAGUGUAGAGGAAGCAGCAUAUGGCUGUAGAAAGAGCACAGCUGGAGGUAGCAUCUCCAUCUGAGGAUGAUGUCAGAGCAGCUGACAGGCUGCCAUCCACCCCACCUCCUCCUCCUCCAUCCCUCCACCGCCUCCACCCCUCCCCGGUCUUUUAUUGUGAGUCUCAGCGGCAGCCUGGGAGAGUUAGUGCUGCGUGUGUGCGCGCGUGUGUGUGUGUGUGUGUGUGUGUGUGUUUGCGGCUGCCGAUCAGCGCCACUUAGGAGGAGGUGGAGGAAGAGGAGGAGGGAGGUGGUAUCUCGUUCCCCCUCCAACAUCUCCUCCACUUUGCAUCUGUCCCUCGCAGUUUGAACAGCGUGUUGUUUUUUUUUUGUUUUGUUUUGUUUCUUCCCUUUUUUUUCUCCUCCGCCUGCCUCCCCUCUUCCUCUGCUCUCCUCUACCCACACUCAUUGAUUCAGAGUGAGAAGGACACACAGCCAGUCAGAGAGCCCCGGCGAUUCUGCCACGCUGGAGUUAAUCAAGUUGAUGCGUACCGCUGCAGGUUAUGAGGACGGCAGGAUGGAGUUCCCAGACCACAGCAGACAUUUACUCCAGUGUCUGAGCGAGCAGCGGCACCAGGGCUUCCUGUGUGACUCCACGGUGCUGGUGGGCGAUGCCCAGUUCCGUGCCCACCGUGCCGUGUUGGCCUCCUGCAGCAUGUACUUUCACCUUUUCUACAAGGACCAGCUGGACAAAAGAGACGUGGUGCACCUCAACAGCGACAUUGUGACGGCGCCAGCCUUCUCCCUGCUCCUGGAGUUCAUGUAUGAAGGCAAGCUGCAGUUCCAGGACCUCCCCGUAGAGGAUGUGCUGGCAGCGGCGAGCUACCUGCACAUGUACGACAUCGUCAAGGUGUGUAAGAAACGACUGAAGCAAAAGGCGACGGCGGAAGCAGACAGCACUCGCAGGGAGGAAGAUGGCGGGUCCAGUUGUUCUGACAAGGCUGACAGUCUAUCAGAGGGUUCGACGGGUCGGCCCGCUACCGCUGACCUGCUUCACAGUGACGAAGAGGAGGAGGGGAAGGCCGAGGGAGGUCCGCUGUGGCUGAGGCUGCCAGCUGCGGACAGGCCAGGGACACCAGGUAUGGCUACAACCAGCCCGAAUCGGGGUGAGACAGAGACUCAGGCGGGGGAAGUGCUGGGGGAGGGAGCGAAGGUGCUCUCCCCGGCCGGCAGCCCCAGCAGCUCCACUGGAUCCCUCUCCCAGAGGUCUCACCGCUCUGCAGGCUCUCGUGGAGGACACAGAGGUAGGAAGGUGUCGAACGAUGCGGCUGACUGUGUCCUGGACCUAUCCGUCAAGCCAGUUGCUGGUAGCAACCACACCAACCACCAUCAGUCUUAUUUCAGCCGUGCUGCCACACCGGACAGCCUGCAGAGCCCGUUGGCUGUCAGGGUGAAGGUGGAGAGGGGUGUAGCUUCAGAUGAGGAAGAGGAACUGGGAGGUGGGGACUAUGACAUGGAGCACAGUGGCCUCACCAAAACCCCUCUUCCCAGUGCUAACGGGGUUCUGACCCACCACGGGAUCGGGGGGCCUCUGUCGGCCCAGCGGAGGCUCGGGCUGGAGGCGCACCUGUCCGCUCUGCGAGAGGCAUCUCUGGCCUCAGAGCUGGAGCGGGAGGAGAAGCCUCCAGCCUCAGCAGACGAUGAAGACAUACUGGGUGGAGAAAACGAGCGUGCCCAGGCUGAGGCGGCCAGUAUGGAUAGCUCGCUGCUGCCUUACGUCUCCAACAUGCUGUCAGCACAGCACACCCAGAUCUUCAUGUGUCCGCUGUGCAACAAGGUUUUCCCCUCGCCUCACAUCCUCCAGCUCCACCUCAGCUCCCACUUCAGGGAGCAGGAGGGCAUCCGCUCCAAGCCCGCCGGAGACGUCAACGUGCCCACCUGCACCAUCUGCAGCAAAACCUUCUCCUGCAUGUACACUCUGAAGCGCCACGAGCGGACACACUCCGGUGAAAAACCGUACACCUGCACCACCUGCGGCAAGAGCUUCCAGUACUCUCACAACCUCAGCCGCCACGCGGUGGUGCACACACGCGAGAAGCCGCACGCUUGCAAGUGGUGCGAGCGGCGCUUCACGCAAUCCGGGGACCUCUACCGACACAUCCGCAAGUUUCAUUGCGAACUGGUCAACUCGCUAUCAGUGAAGAGCGAACCACUGGCACUGCCCAACGUCAGGGAUUGGGCGAUCGAGGACAGCUCCCAGGAACUGUGGAAGUAGAACCGGACUUUUGGGGUUAGAUAAAGGGAACGAGACGGAGAGGUGGAAGGGAGGUGGCAGAGUUUGAUAGUCGGGGGUUUAAGUGAGUCACAUAUUUUUUUUUUGUUGCAACAUCUCAUUCAACUGCACUUUAAUAGCACAUGAAAAUGUUACUACUGAGUUCUUGUGUUAGAAAUGUUUUCUUUUGUUCUGUUUUGUUAUCAUUUCAAGUUAUUACCUGGCGUUAGUUUUCCUCUUUUUGUGGUUUAAAUUGCGUCUGAGGACACAGAGAAUGUCGCACGUUUGUUUGUUUUUUUAAGAGUUUUGACUCCGAUUGUGUUUGACCCCAGAAACAACACUUGUGUCUCCAACCAGCAUCCCAGUCCCAGCGUCCAUGUCCCAGUGUCCAUGUCCCAGUCGCAUAGAUAACACGCACCACUGCAGGAGUCCAGGUCGAACACACUGAAGUGAAAAAGUGUUACAAUACACUAAACGGGUACUGUGAUCACCACACACUAAUGAUGUGUGUGUGUGUGUGUGAUUCUGCACUACUCUGGUAACAUUUCACCUAAAAUUUGUGUGUGUGUGUGUGUGUGUGUGAGUGUGUUUAUUAUUUAAAAUUUCUCCUGGCAUGAAGGUGUCGUUACCGAGGCGCUCCCCUCUCCUCUCGGCGUUUCGGCGAAAGCUGACUGACUUACCGAAGGCACUCAUGCAACGCACAGCCUCCUCCUCUCACUUCCAAUCAAGCUGAAGCGUUUUCUUAAAGACCUUUACGAAUAAUAAUAAUUAUUAUUAUUGUUUUCGAUAGAUUUUUUCUUUCAAGAAUCUAGCUGGAAGUCUUUAAAUCAGCUCUUGUUGUAAAGGUAUUUAAUUUAAGGUUGUUGUACAUUGUUCUGCUAUAGUUUUAAGACUUUAUUCCAUGACAUUUUUUAAAUUAAUUAUUAUUAAUAUUAUUAUUAUUUUGUUACUUUCUUUUGUAAUGGGACCUGCUGUUGUUGCAUGACGUCCAGACUUGUAUAUUUUAAAAUAAAAUGUGAAUUUGCUGUAUUACUGUACACAUUGUAAUUGAUCAAAUACUUGACAAUGGGCUUUCUCUCUCUCUCUCUCUCUCUCUUUUUUUUUAACUUAAUUUUAUUUUUUUGUGAAUACUACUCCAGGGUGCAGUCUGUUGAAAAAGUGAAUAUUCCUAUGAUCAGAAGGGGAAAUGCAUGAACAUUUGAUUUAGUCUAAAACCUUUAAGUUGUCACGUUUGGUUGGGGGCGGGGUCAAACAGCAAACCUUUGACGGCACAAGGUUUUUCACUCCGUUUCUGGGCUCCUGGUGGAACGUUUGAGAUUUUGGAUGCGAUAUGAUAAAGCAUUUUAAGCCUGUGUCUAUAUGCACUGAUUUUCUCUGCUGUGUGUGUGUGUGUGUGUUACGAGUGUGUGACUUGGUUAGUACCAAUCAAUUUGACCUACUGAAGCUCUACGUCCACCCAGCACUUGGUUGUCCUCCUCCUCAGGCGUUAAAUGUUCACACAGAUUCAGUUAUUUCUCUCGUGCCCGUUUAUUUUUACUACUCUAAACACGGUCGAGCCGUUCCUCAGUAAACCCUGCAGAUUUUGGCCUCUUGGCUCAGGUUUUGGUUUACCUGAGGCGUGAAGGACUCGACUCUGGCUGCUGCUGAACGUUACAGGGUGGGAUAUCUUUGUCACCCCGCUGACCUGAGAGCAGCGUGUCCCACGUUAGAUGUCAUCAGAAAUCUUUGGAGAGAACUGGCCUCGAGCUGAAAGCACCUUUUAAGCUAGAAGACAUGAAAAGAGGAAUUUGCUGUAAAAGAUGCCUUUAUGAGAGGAAAAAAAAAAACAUUUCUGAUGCUCUGAAAGUAUUUGAUACUGUAAAGCAUUAAGAUGCGGUUGAUAGAAAUUAUGUCAAUUUAUCAGACAAAUAUUGUCUUAUUAUAUUUUGAUGAUAUGUUUUUUUUUAAUGUAUAAAUGUUAUUUUUAAGGUUUGAAAAAACAAAAAAGAUGGUCAAGCGUUUAUACAAUCCAGAAGCAUCUGGCAACGAUGCGGCCGCUCCACGUUUCCUCCUCUCCCAGAUAUGUGUGUGUUUGCAUGCCCCGUCAUCUGGUGGCACCUGCAGGCUUUGCCAACGCAACAAUGUGGGUGACAUUGCAGCAGUCUGCACCACAUCAUCUCAUUUUUGGUCUUGAAAUAUUAUUUCUUCACUGGCAGCGCCUCUGCAUAUGGGCUCCCUCCAUCCUGCUGUUGUUUUCGUCACUACUGGUGUGUUUUUUUCUGUUUUGUUCCUCUGGUUAUGCUUGACCGCCUUAAACUGCUGAAGUCUGGACUGUUUUCAUUUAAUUUUCUUGUUGAAGUGCGAGUGAGGGGCGGAGUUUAGGGACCAGUGUCCACCGUUCUGUGAAUUAUUCGCCCUGAGGUGACAUCACACCUUUCGCUGUUCUCACUUGAAGGGGGAAGACUUUUUUUAUUUUUUUGUAAAGCAAGGUUAAGAAAACAAACAAAAUAAACAUGUCAUAGACAGUUUAUAGAAAGACAUGAAGGGUUGGAGGGUGGGGUGGAGUUAAAAUGACUGAAUCUCUUUUGAAAAAGGACAAUCACUGUCUUGGGAAAAGAGACAAGCAGAUUUUGAUCGAGAUCUAUUUGCUCCCUGUCGAGAUUACAUCAAUUUCCUUUAAAGUUCCCGUUUCAGAUUUAGUCAUUUUAGCUUUGACAAUCAUAGUUUAUUUCUUUUUGUUUCUCAAGGGGAGUAAAUUCUAAUUGUAUUUAGUUUUGUAAUUUUUUGGUGUGCUGGUGUUGACAUUUUUAAAUUGUGUGCAAACUGCAAUAAAUUAUAAGAAUUCCUGAAA
Molecule: messenger RNA, 6866 nt
Organism: Nothobranchius furzeri (turquoise killifish)
Lineage: Eukaryota; Metazoa; Chordata; Actinopteri; Cyprinodontiformes; Nothobranchiidae
Gene: zbtb18
Product: zinc finger and BTB domain containing 18
Biological process (GO): regulation of transcription by RNA polymerase II
Cellular component (GO): nucleus
Molecular function (GO): protein binding; DNA-binding transcription factor activity, RNA polymerase II-specific
Source: RefSeq, a predicted model, not a curated record